GGAGGCCUGGGGGGCAGCUCACACCUCAGGACAUGAGCAGCAAGCAGUGGAAGAGGGAGCCAAACAAUACCACUUAACUGCCAGCACACCACGCCAGAGACGGCUCCGGGUUACAGCCUCCAGUACACACGUCUGGAAAGAGCUCUGCCCACAGCUGUAACCAUAAGUGCCAGGAGCUCAGCUAGGAGAAAUGUGUCUGAGGGGCAGUCACUAGUCCAGGAGCCCCUGAUGUGGAGGAGACCCACAAGGGAUUAUACAAAACUCAAACGAAGGUGGAAUGUUAGGAGACAAAUAGAAAAGUCUAUUUCCAACAGAGGGACUUUAAUUCUGGAAACUGCCCUCAAAACAGCACUAGAGGCUUUGGAUGGCGCUGUUAAAGAAAAGAAUCGUCGUCAACAGGAGUGUUUAGGAUGCACCCCCUGUCUAUUCCCAGAAUGUAGCAGCCUAAGUGCACAGUGUAGAGAGAAAGACAGGGCUGCGAAGUCCGAGCCAUCAUGUGAAGUUAUCCUGAAAGCUGCAAGUGAAACGGAUCCUGUGGAAAGAAGUUGGGCCCUGAGCCGGGUGUGUGGCUUUUACCAGCGGUUUUGUACUGAAGUGGACCGCACAUCAGAGAUUUGCAUCAAGGCCACGGCAGGACAGUGCCAUCUGAAGCUGCAGGAGUGCAAGUUGGAGAAUGACACAGAUUACUUGAACACCUCACCUGAUGAUGAAAGUCCAUUGAUCUGUGGGCAGACCAUGUCAUCCAUAGCCAAUACGACAGAACCCAAAGGUCGCAUUGUUGGAGGAAGCAUGACAUCACCAGGUUCUUGGCCAUGGCUGGUCAACAUUCGUCUUAAUGGUGAACUUAUGUGUGGAGGAGUCCUGCUAGGAGAUACGUGGGUCUUAACAGCUGCUCAUUGCUUCAAUGGGAAUGUCAAUGAGCUGCAAUGGACAGUUGUAGUGGGACAAUAUGAUCUCAGCAAAGAGGAAGAUGGAAAACAGGUCUUUCAAGUGAACAGGAUUGUAAUCCAUCCCAAGUUUAAUCAGAAAACUUUUAAUAAUGACAUUGCAAUGGUGGAGCUGACCGGCUCGGUGGUAGCAUCUCCGAGAGCAAUACCCGUUUGUCUACCUUCAGUGUCUGCUGAUACGGGUCCCGCCACCAGCUGCUACAUUGCUGGAUGGGGCUCCCUUUAUGAAGAUGGUCCUCCAUCCGAUGUUGUAAUGGAAGCCCUUGUUCCGGUUCUGAGUCAGGAAUCAUGCACGAGCACCCUGGGGAAGGACAUGCUGACCAGUACUAUGUUUUGUGCAGGCUAUCUGACUGGGGGCAUAGACUCUUGCCAGGGAGACUCUGGAGGACCUCUGACCUGCCGAGAUCCCUCCUCUAAGCAAUAUGUAGUAUAUGGGAUCACUUCCUGGGGUGAUGGCUGUGGAGAGAGAGGAAAGCCCGGAGUGUACACCAGAGUAACAGCCUUUAUUGACUGGAUCAGAAUCCAGAUGAACAAAUCAACCCUAAGUCGAGAGCCUUCAUGUUUUGAGCUGCGCACAAUGACUGAUAUACAGCAAAGCAAUACAAAGUCAGAAAUUAGAACCCUAUGUUCCUUCUACAAGCAGUCCUGUCCAGCUCCCCUCAGCCAAGAAGCCUGUACACGUUUUGUAGAGGAGAAGUGCAGACAGAAACAGAGAAGAUGCGAGCUUCGCUCUCAUCUGCAGAGCCUACUGAGCUUGCUGCGCAGGGCAGAGGACUUCUUACGUGACACCAGCGAUCUCUCAUUCUUCACUCACAAAAUCCCACAGUACAUGGAACAUAUGCACAGUGAUAUGCUUCCCUCUAGAAUUCGCAGAGACAUUCCAGAGCAGAAUCCAGAGAUGAAGGCUAUGGAUAAAGAAAACACACAAAUUAACUUAGAAGACCCUAAUGGAACUGACAGACAGAUUGAAAAUGACACAAACAGAGAUCUGCACAGCACACAAUUUGCAUUACUGUUUCCAGACCUGGGACCGAACCUCGAUGACUGGGUCUCUCUUCUUCACAGUAUAGUAGAUCCUGAGUCUGUGAUUUCACUGGAAGAGAACCCAGCAGAAAAAGAGACCAUGGGUGUGGAAGUGCAGCUUUUCCUGGAGAUGAAUGAUGGAGCAGUAGAAGAACUAAAAGAAGAAGGAUGGCAGGUCAUUCACAGUCUGAAGUCACAGCUCAGAAGAGAGGGACUCUUCACAGACGACCCUGCAAUGUCAGAUCUAGAAAAGAAGUCAACUCCGGGUCAUUCCCAGCCGCAAAAGAGAGACACCACAAGAGCUGCUGGAGAAGCAAAUGUUCAAGGGUGUCUUCGUCUGAAAGAGGCAAUUAAUGAAGUUCUGUCCAUUAAAGAGAAGUACAAAUGGAUCCUGCAGGUACCCGAGAGACAGCUGUCAAUGAAGUUCCAGGAGAUCCUGGUUGACUUGGGGUCAAAGAAUGGCAAAGGACUGUACAAAGCCCGCGUCCGAGUGUGCGUGGCUGGGAAAUCCACAUCUUUCAUCAGCCUGGUGGGCCUGGAGAACAGCUCUCUACACCGUACUAUGCCAGGACUCAUUGCACUCUCAAUGGACACACUGAAAACGUAAGAAAUGAUCAAGAUCACCAAAUGGCAAAGAUAGAAAAGAUCAACAAGAUCAGUACAAAUGUGGAUGCGGGGUCGCCAAAGAAAACCUUAUUGCUGUGUUGAACAUUCAAGGAACUUAAAUGGAAGACUCAUAUGGCUAUAUGACUGCAUCCUGCCACAAUAUGGUGGUAACUGUGCUCAGCGUGAUAUUACUAAAGACAAUUGCUGUCUCACAAUACAUUUUAUAACGGGCUGGCGAUAGGACCUGUGCACUGAAAUGAUAUUAAAUAUUUAAUCAACUAACUAAACGUAAUAAGGUGGACGUUGGGAUAUAAACAGUAAUUUUUGAGUAAAUCAGAAGAUCCCAUCCUGAUCAUCAUCCCAUCCUGAUCAUCAUCUCAUCCUUAUCAUCAUCAUCGCAUCCUGAUCAUCAUCCCAGCCUGAUCAUCAUCCCAUCCUGAUCAUCAUCCCAUCCUGAUCAUCAUCUCAUCCUUAUCAUCAUCAUCGCAUCCUGAUCAUCAUCCCAUCCUGAUCAUCAUCCCAUCCUGAUCAUCAUCUCAUCCUUAUCAUCAUCGCAUCCUGAUCAUCAUCCCAUCCUUUCACAUGUUUUUACAACUAUGGGAACAUACUGUAUGACCGGCGGUGACUUGAAUCCUGUUCUUGCGAGCAAUAUAUCUGCAAAUAUAUAUACAAUUGGCCCUAUGCAGUAAGGUAACUGUAGAAUAAA
Pseudophryne corroboree (corroboree frog) is the source of this 3282-nucleotide messenger RNA. It is a transcript of the gene PRSS56, whose product is annotated as serine protease 56. NCBI's taxonomy places the organism in Eukaryota, Metazoa, Chordata, Amphibia, Anura, Myobatrachidae. Gene Ontology annotation, biological process: proteolysis. Gene Ontology annotation, molecular function: serine-type endopeptidase activity. The transcript has 18 exons. The record is from RefSeq and is a predicted model, not a curated record. The coding region runs from base 229 to 2577 and encodes 782 amino acids.